AUGUGUCGUCUGGAUUAUUCGCCACUAGGACGGAAGCUCGAGAGUAUAGAUGUAGGUUUUAGUGCCUAUUGUGGAUUUAUUUAUGUUGAAUGCGCUCAUCGCCAUCCGGUUUUACUUUAUUUUGUUAGUCAUCUACUUCGUGGUCAUCUCUAUUCGGCAGCAACACAACGACUAUCAGAAGCAAAACACAAAUGGCAUCUGACAAUAUUCUUAUUGAAUAAUCCAACAUUGAUUUAUCGACGAAAACGAUUUCUGAUACGUUUACAAGAAAGUGAAUUAUAA
Molecule: messenger RNA, 282 nt
Organism: Rotaria socialis
Lineage: Eukaryota; Metazoa; Rotifera; Eurotatoria; Philodinida; Philodinidae
Source: the annotation of a GenBank genome assembly